This is a messenger RNA of Acanthopagrus latus (yellowfin seabream), 4764 nucleotides long. RefSeq names its product signal peptide peptidase 3 (gene sppl3). Gene Ontology annotation, molecular function: aspartic endopeptidase activity, intramembrane cleaving. Bases 563 to 1729 code for a protein of 388 amino acids. The record is from RefSeq and is a predicted model, not a curated record. Gene Ontology annotation, biological process: membrane protein proteolysis. NCBI's taxonomy places the organism in Eukaryota, Metazoa, Chordata, Actinopteri, Spariformes, Sparidae. The transcript is spliced from 11 exons. Gene Ontology annotation, cellular component: Golgi-associated vesicle membrane; lumenal side of endoplasmic reticulum membrane; cytoplasmic side of endoplasmic reticulum membrane.
CUGCCGGCUGAAGGAAACCAUUGCGAGCAGCGUCGGUGCACAAAAGCGUUUCAGUGCACGUCCUACUUGUGAAGCUCUACAGCAGGGCGAUUUUGCGCGUUCCCGUGACUCUCGCCAUAGAAAACAAAGCUGAACGUCUUCCAUAACAGCUAAGGGGUGCAGACUUGAGGAAUAUCCGAAUUUAUCCUGGACACAUCGUGCUGAAUAUGGAUUUACAGUGGGUGUAGCAUCGUUGGAGACCGAGCCUUGUCGGCCGGGGUUGACGGCAGGACAUUGAGCGAAACCGAACGAAAAUAACAUCAGUGUGUUUUUUUUUUCUCGGGGUGCUUUGUCUUGUCCACCUAACGAUAGCAAACCACCAUUCCCAUUUCAAUUGCAAGGUCUCCAGCUAGUGAUCACUAGCUGCCGCCGGGAUGUAUCAUCAUGUUGUCACCUAAAAGAAACUGCUAGGACGUCGGGAUUGUGAAGGAUAAGCAGAAAACCGCUCCGAGGUCCUGACGGGUUGUCACCGGGACCUGAAUCUGUGUUAGCCACAGUCGCGGAACCCACUGUUUUCGGCGAUAUGGCGGAGCAGGGCUACUCAUCUUGGGCGUACUCCCUAGUUGACUCCAGCCAGGUGUCCACCUUCCUCAUCUCCAUCCUUCUCAUCGUCUAUGGCAGCUUCAGGUCAUUAAACAUGGACUGUGAGAACCAGGAGAAGGAUAAAGAUGGCAACCCCACAACAACAGGGUCUUUCAAUAACAGCAACACAAACAACAGUGAGUGUUGUAUGAGUAUUCAGACCAUAGACUCCACACAGGCCCUGUUCCUGCCCAUAGGAGCCUCAGUGUCCUUGCUAGUCAUGUUCUUCUUCUUUGACUCGGUACAGGUGGUCUUCACCAUCUGCACUGCAGUUCUUGCAACAAUCGCAUUUGCAUUCCUCUUGUUGCCAAUGUGCCAGUAUCUGACCAGACCCUGCUCCCCACAGAACAAAAUUUCCUUCGGCUGCUGUGGGCGUUUCACUCUGGCUGAGCUCCUGUCCUUCUCCCUCUCCGUCAUGUUGGUGCUCAUCUGGGUGCUGACUGGACACUGGCUUCUCAUGGAUGCUUUAGCCAUGGGCUUGUGCGUCGCCAUGAUAGCCUUCGUUCGGCUUCCCAGUCUGAAGGUGUCUUGCCUGCUGCUGUCAGGACUGCUCAUUUAUGACGUGUUCUGGGUGUUCUUCUCAGCCUACAUUUUCAAUAGUAAUGUGAUGGUCAAAGUUGCCACCCAACCUGCUGAAAAUCCCAUUGACGUUCUGUCCCGGAAGCUACACUUGGGGCCGGGGAUGGGCCGCGACGUCCCCCGCUUGUCCUUACCGGGCAAACUGGUCUUUCCCAGCUCCACAGGAAGUCACUUCUCGAUGCUGGGGAUCGGAGACAUCGUGAUGCCGGGGCUGCUGUUGUGCUUCGUCCUCCGCUAUGAUAACUACAAGAAGCAAGCAAAUGGGGAAGUCCCGGGGCCUGGUAACAUGUCCGGACGCAUGCAGCGCGUCUCCUAUUUCCACUGCACUCUCAUUGGAUACUUUGUGGGACUGCUGACCGCCACCGUGGCCUCCAGGAUCCAUCGUGCUGCUCAGCCCGCUCUGCUCUACCUGGUGCCCUUCACCCUGCUGCCUCUGCUCACUAUGGCCUACCUGAAGGGGGAUUUGCGGCGCAUGUGGUCAGAGCCCUUCCACACCAAGACCAGCAGCUCCCGCUUCCUGGAGGUAUGAUGCAACCCGGGACAAACGACCAGCGCGGGGAGGACUGCGGAUCCUUUACCUUAAAUUCGAGGGAAGGAGAGAGGGCGCACUCACAGUGAGGCCAUGUCGUCAUCACUCGUUCAUGCUUUCCGCCAAUCUUCUGUGAAAACCCUCAGAAGGACACCAGUGUGUGGAUCACAAACGCCCCAACACGACUCAUCUUUGGUCCCUACAUCCUCCGCCCCCACCUCUGUUUCAUCUCCGCUUCCGCUUUUCUGUUUAUUUCCUCUUCAUUAUAGCACAUCCUGCCUAUGCUGUUUUUACUCUGCCCCCCCACCCCCACCCCGCUCCCUCUCUUUUGCCUCCCUCUAUAGUUGCCACUUCCCUCCCAUUCGUCGGGCCUCUUCUCUUUGCGUUUUCCUUCAUUUUCUCUGCAUCGCUGUUUGUCACCAACUCAGAUGAACUCGAGGGCCACGCCUCUCCCCCCAUUUUGUGGACUUAGGGUUGUGAGACAUGGCUGGGGUUUAUAUAUAUUUUUUUAGCAUUGUCGUGGUCGUUAUUAUUAUUAUUAAUAUUAUUAUUAUUAAUAUUAUUAUUAUUAUUAUUAUUAUUAUUAUUAUGGAACGAUUUCAACAAACGGAGAAGAGGCGGAGGACACAGGACAGUGCUCGGGAGCAGCGACACAGUAAAGGAGAAGAGUCUUCCCCCUCCAUCCGUCUCCCCUCCUCCUCCCCCACUACCCUCUUCUUCUUCUUCUUCUUCUUCUUCAUCUGUCCCAUCAUCCCACAACAGCGGCCUCUUCCCGGCACUCCCUCCGACACUCCCUGCGAGCCCCACCCUCCUCCUUCUCUGUUCAUCUGCUGUCCCCACCCUCACAGAUAACUAUGUAUUUUAUUUAGAAAAGUUUUAUUCUUGGCAUAUACAGAAAUGAUGCAUUAUAAAUUGUUAAGCGUCCCCCAGUGUUUCAGGGGCCGCUUAUAUUUGUAUAUAUGUGUAUUUGCGGUAUCUUUGAGUUUGUAUUUGUGUUCGGGAGCAUGUCGAAUAGGGCGGGAAACUGACGCCAGCCGACAGCCGAGUUUUGGUGAAUUGCGGCUGCCAGUUGAGUUGAGUCGACUGGUGAGCGUCCAUCAUUCAGAGGUCGUUUUCUACAGGACUUGUGUAAUAGAAACAUUGCUGAUAGAUUUAUUUGGGGGGUGGGGGGGGGAGACAUCUGCAUCGGUGGCUGGUCGAUGAAAGUUUCCUGCUCUAGUGUUAAUGUGUGUGAGUGUGUUUCUGUGUGUAUGUGUGUGCGAGAGAGAGAGCGAAUCAGACGAGUGAACGGUUACUUUGCUCGGUUUUAAUUUUAAAUCAUGAACAUGUUGAAGAAACGGUGACAAUAGUCAGGUUUCCAUUGAGCUGGAUCAUGAACACAUGACAUGUCUAAUGUUUGUGUCUAACUUGUAAAGAUUUCCAGAAAACCCAACCGAGGGUCAGUUUUCUUUUUAUCGUCUCUCUGUGGACAGGUGGAAAUGUAAACAGUGUUUUCUUUUUUUCAAAUAAAUGAAUGUUGAAUUAAUUUUAAGGAAUGCCAUGUUACUUUUCAUCUUGACAGCACAUCACAACACGCAUCCUGCUGAUUUUUCUACUGAGUUUCUCUCACGCACAUCCCAAAUUGCCACGUAUUUAUGGCCAUAAAAACACUUAAAAGCAUCUUUUCCAGCUUUCACAUGUCUAUAAAUGUCCGAGCAUGAUGAUAUCAAAUCAGUUUUUUCUACAUUUUUGACAAAAGACGAGUCAGUGGAGCAGCAGCAGCAGCACAACGGCACAUCUCAUCUGAACUUUGUAAAUGUCAGUGUUUCACCUCAGUCGAUGAAGGCCUGACUAUUGCGAGACGAGGGGUCGGUGUGAUGAUGAAGAUGUACUGUGGUUAGAUUCAUACAUAGUUACUGAUAAAGGGGUUCUCUGGGUGGAUGGUUAAGUGUGUGUGAGUGUGUGUGCCUGAUCCAAUAACAUGAUGAAGUCUGUUUGGACCUAGGGGAAGGGUGAGGUUAUCAGUUAUCAGAUAUGGAAAAUGGAAAUUAAGAAAAUUAACCCAUAGGACGUUCCUGCUGUCAACAUCUGGUCCCCGACCGUCUCUUUUCUUUCUGUCCUCCCACUUUUUUUUUUGUGGUGCUUGUCAGUUUAAUAUCUAAUGUAUACUGAAAAACGUGUGAGUGAGUUGGAGAGGCGUAGGGGCGUACGCAGUUUGCUGGCUUUUUUGUUUUGUUUUUUUUUUACUUUUUUAUGCUCUCUGGCCGUGCAUGUUAAGUGUACAGUGUAUCAUUUCUCAGACUGCAUCAACAGGGCUGCUGCAGUUUGGAGUCUCUGCUGGCCCACACCGAGGCACUGGACCUACAAAUGAGCUCGCCUACGCAGAGCAGCGUCAGUGGGUGGGAUACAAAAAAAAAAAACAGACUGCAGGUCAGAAAGACUGCGAUUGGUCAGCUCUGACUGAUAUCACGACCUGACCGCUGUCGGGUUGGGGCGUCCGACCUGCUGCUCUGUGCGGUCGUCUAAACUCGGGACAUCGAGGAGCCACAAACCCCCUUUCACCUCUUCAUGGACAUGGCGAGAAAAUAUAUAGAUUUAUAUACAUAUAUAUAUAUAUAAAUAUAUGUGUGUAUAUAUACAGACAUAAAUAAUUGAUGAUGAUCAUGGUGAUAACAACAGAAGAGUUUUUUAUAUAGAAAAUGGAUUUCUUUUUACUCCCCUUUGUUUUGUUUUUUUGUUUUUUUUUCAUGUUUUCUCUUCGUAGUGUUUUAGUUGUUUUGUUUUUUUCUUGUUUCGUUUUUUUUUUUUUUUCUCUCCCCAUCUUCUCCCCUCCGGCAGAGGACUCGAGCUCUGUUGGUGCAUUGAUAUUACGGCUGAAUGGAUUCUGUAUAGAAAAAUGGUGAAUAAAUAAAUUAAGAACUGUGUAGUGAAAACAUGAAUCCUGAAGCGCUUGAUCUAAAACACUUUGUCUCCUUUUAACCUCUGCCCUCUGCCCUCCCCCCUCCUUCCCCUCCUCAUUCAGGAUUCUGCUGUAAAUAAACAUGACUCUAACUGUA